Molecule: messenger RNA, 1241 nt
Organism: Oryzias melastigma (Indian medaka)
Lineage: Eukaryota; Metazoa; Chordata; Actinopteri; Beloniformes; Adrianichthyidae
Gene: ankrd46b
Product: ankyrin repeat domain 46b
Exons: 4
Coding region: 186-872 (228 amino acids)
Molecular function (GO): protein binding
Source: RefSeq, a predicted model, not a curated record
CUGUUGUUCCGCUCCGGUCCAGCAGGUGGCGAUAAUGCACUAAAAUCAGGUUAGAACGCCAUCUCAUCCAGAGAAGAGCCAGACAGGAUUAGCAUCCCAGCAGCGUCAGGCAACGGAGAGCUGUUUUUCUUCUGACUUGGAUCCUUAAAACAGGUACGCUGGAAUUUUCUGACACCCACUCGGACAUGUCCUAUGUCUUCAUCAAUGACUCGUCGCAGACCAGCGUGCCGCAGCUGCAGGCCUGCAUCGACGGGGACCUGCCCUUCGCCAAGAAGCUCCUAGAGACUGGAUGCGACCCCAACAUCCGCGACAACCGCGGCCGCACCGGCCUGCACCUGGCGGCAGCGCGGGGAAACGUGGACAUCUGCCGCCUCCUGCACAAGUUCGGCGCCGACCUGCUGGCUACGGACUACCAGGGGAACACGGCGCUGCAUCUGUGCGGCCACGUGGACACCAUCCAGUUCCUGGUGUCCAACGGACUGAAGAUCGACAUUUGUAACCACAAUGGCUCCACCCCCCUGGUGCUGGCGAAGAGGCGGGGCGUGAACAAAGACGCCAUCCGCCUCCUGGAGGGUCUGGAGGAGCAGGAGGUGAAGGGCUUCAACCGAGGAGCUCACUCCAAGCUGGAGACCAUGCAGAUGGCGGACAGUGAGAGCGCCAUGGAAAGUCAUUCCUUACUGAACCCCCACCUGCAGAGCAGCGAGGGGGUUCUGUCCAGCUUCCGGACCACCUGGCAGGAGUUCGUGGAGGAUCUGGGCUUCUGGAGGGUGCUGCUGCUCCUGGUGGUCAUCGCCCUCCUCUCGCUCGGCAUCGCCUACUACGUCAGCGGCGUGCUGCCGUUCUCCAGCGGCCAGCUGGAGCUGGUCCACUGAGGAGGAGGAGGAGGAGGAGUUCCUCUGGCACCAGACUGACAUUUGUUACCCAGAUCUUCUUCAUCAUCAGCAUCAUCAUCAUCUCAUUCUGGAGACCCCCCCUCCCCCCACUCAUUCUGUUACAGACUGAUCUUCUGCCCCUCCCACUCCCGAUCUCCUUAUUUAUCUGUAUUUAGUUUUUUCUGGAUGUUCCCAAUAAUCCUGCCCCUCCCCCAUCAACGCCUUUGUAUCUGCAUCUGUAUUAAACUCAUUAUGCUGUUGGUUCACGUGCACCUGCACGUGCACGCCCGUCGCUAAACGUCCACGUCAUCGCAGACAUUAAUGAUCCUGCUUCUUGUACGAAAUGAAUAAAUAUGGAUGUUGAGUUUA